Trachemys scripta elegans is the source of this 2155-nucleotide messenger RNA. It is a transcript of the gene POLR2D, whose product is annotated as RNA polymerase II subunit D. The record is from RefSeq and is a predicted model, not a curated record. NCBI's taxonomy places the organism in Eukaryota, Metazoa, Chordata, Testudines, Emydidae. Gene Ontology annotation, biological process: mRNA export from nucleus in response to heat stress; positive regulation of translational initiation; nuclear-transcribed mRNA catabolic process, deadenylation-dependent decay. Gene Ontology annotation, molecular function: translation initiation factor binding; nucleotide binding. The coding region runs from base 116 to 544 and encodes 142 amino acids. The transcript is spliced from 4 exons. Gene Ontology annotation, cellular component: P-body; RNA polymerase II, core complex.
CCUCUGGCGGGAUCCUCGGAAGAGCGGGUCCCGGCCGCGCAGCCGCGAGGCAGGAGGAGGGCGGGUGCUCGCGGCAGCCUUCGUUUCCGGAGGGGAAGCCGGGCCGGCUGAAGCGAUGGCGGCCGGAGGCAGCGAGGCCCGGGUCGCGGACGUGGAGGAGGACGCCUCGCAGCUCGUCUUCCCCAAAGAAUUUGAAACUGCUGAGACCCUUCUAAAUUCAGAAGUGCACAUGCUUCUUGAGCAUCGUAAACAACAGAAUGAGAGUGCUGAGGAUGAGCAGGAGCUCUCGGAAGUCUUCAUGAAAACUCUGAACUACACGGCUCGCUUCAGCCGCUUCAAAAACCGGGAGACCAUUGCCAGCGUCCGCAGUUUGUUGCUCCAGAAAAAGCUCCAUAAAUUUGAAUUGGCGUGUUUGGCUAAUCUGUGUCCUGAGACAGCUGAGGAGGCCAAGGCUUUGAUUCCCAGCUUAGAGGGCCGGUUUGAAGAUGAGGAGCUACAGCAGAUUCUUGAUGACAUUCAGACCAAACGAAGCUUCCAGUAUUAGGGCUAAUUACCAGCCCUUAUUAUGAAAGGAAAGAUCAGAGAAUUUCAGAUGUUUCUGUGCACACCAGACCAAUCUAGCUAACUCCAGGACAGAGCAAAGAGAGUUCUUGAUGCACACUACUUCAGCCUUGGGUCCCACACAGACAUGUUUAAACUGGGGACCACUCUUUGACUUGCUGAAUAUUGUAAACUUGACAAAGAUUCAUUUGUGGUGAGAGCCAUAGAAUCUUGGAAACUCCUGUCUAGGUGGUUUCAGUACCUGUUUCCUCCAACUUCCUGUCCCUGCCAUGGGAAUCUUUAAAGUGUUUUUGGUUACAGGGCCUAGAAUAAGCGUAGGUGUGAUUCUUCUUUCUUAUGAACUCCAGUUACUUAAGGUGGAGAAAUUUUGUGCCCAUUGAUUGUUGAAAAUCCUAGUAGUUUGUAGAAUCAGAACUGAAAAGAUUCUGAGUGUCUUUUGAAAUGUUUGUUCAAGAUAAUGUUUUUUUCUCCUUCAAUAGUGCAUCAUUGUUCAGUUUGAUUUAAAAUGUGAUGUUUCUUCUUAUGUUCCUAUAAUUUGUAAAUAUUAUCUGAUUCACUCCAACUUUAAUUAUUUAAGUCCUAUUGAGAAACACUUUGACCUGGACGGAGGGAAUAGUCUCUGGGGAGGGGAUUAUCCAAACAUCAGUUGUGAUUAUUACUACAAAUGAAUAUAAAUGAGCAGAAUUGUAUACACAUAUUUUGGGAGGGAGAGAAUAUGACACUCUUAUUAGGCUAUGAUUGGAAACUUGACAUCCAUAUCCAUAGUGUUGAAAGAUCAUGCUGCUUUAUAAUAGCUGCCUGAGUUACCUUGAGUGACACCUAUUGACUCAGCAGCAGUAACAUAACUUAUUCCUUUUAAUAUCAUUAUGUCUCCUGGAAUCUAAUAAACCAAACAUACCUUUCUGAUUAACCACAGUAACUUUAAUUGGGUCAGAAUUAUAAGAAAAGGUUACACAGGAGCGAGGUCCUGUAUUUUAUUAGCUACAUCCACCUCGUUUCAAUCUUAGAUUCAGUCUCCAGCUGCAGCUGUCAUCAAACAAACCUCUUAUACGCUGCCUCACAGGAGAUUUCUGUGACUGCCUCAAUGAAAUGAAAAUACCGAUCUUUUAAAAAACAAAUUGAGGUGUCUUAAUAAGAACUUAAUAUCAGAACCCUUACUUCCUAGCUUCAUUACUUUUGGUGGUAAAGAAGCACUAGCUAGAUUAUUUGGCUUCUUUGACUUGGUUUCUUUUAAAUUUGUCUGAUUAGUUGUGAUAGUUGUCUCUUGUUGAUAUUUAAAAAUAAGAUGGGAGGCUUUAGAGAAUAAAUCUAACAGCUUUAGUGAGCUGAACCUGAUCCCACAUUGCUUACAUCAUCCUCUGCUAAUAGACUGAUAACUACCAAACAUUGAAAUCCAUAAUAAAUUACAGCUACCACUUUUCAAAGAAGAUCAAAAGCAAUAAAACAGACAAGAUGGUGGGAAGAAGGCCUCUUAGACCAAUAAAACCUCUGUGAACUGCUAUUGUAUGAUAGAACUGAACAUGUAAUAAAGGGGUUGCUAAUACUGUAUAGUAAGGGUGUUCUCAAAAUAUGAAAAUUAUUCAGGGCUAUUUUA